GCGGAGGUGGCGUCAUCGGGGAGUGCCCGGCCGGCCGCCGGCGCGAAGACGCGCGAUGUUGAGCCGGCUUCAGGAGCUGCGCAAGGAGGAGGAGACGCUACUCCGCUUGAAAGCGGCCCUGCACGACCAGCUGAACCGGCUCAAGGUUGAAGAACUGGCCCUCCAGUCAAUGAUUAGUUCUAGGAUAGAAGAUGAGAUGGUGUCUUCUCAACCUGCGCCUGAACAGUCACAUGAUCAGAUGUUGGUGCAUGUAGACAAUGAAGCAUCAAUCAACCAGACUGCACUGGAGUUGAGCACAAGGAGCCAUGUGCCAGAAGAAGAAGAGGAGGAGGAGGAGGAAGAAUCAGAUUCCUGAAGGGGAGAAGAGCCAGGACUGAAUACUCCACUGGGCAACUUUGGAGGAGGCUGCAAGUACACGUGAAGACAUUAAGAAAUGCCCGGUGUCCUGCUCCACCCAUCUCUCCCUUCCCCACUCCCACCUCUGGGCAGUGCUGCCCUUAUCCAGUCAAGGAAAGGCAGGGGUGAGAGGCCAAUGGCUGCUACCGGGCUGCCCUGUUGGAACCAUCAAUCUCAAACCAGUCAGAACUGUGGCCAAGUCAGUGCUCUGAGCACUCACUUGUCUAGUGACUGAAUAAAUCACUGUUCCUCUCUGAGCCUCAGAUGACCCUUCUGUGAAACGGAGGUUGGGCUUAACAAUCCCUGGGACCCUUUUUAGCUCUGAGGCGUAGUCUACCACUGUACAUCUUGGAGUGUGGCAGGGAAACAGAACCAUCAAUUACUAGGAGCAGCAGCUAGGGGGAUGUGCAAACCACUAGGCAUAGUCCAGCCUGGAGCACCUGUAAGACUGGCUAAAUAAUAAAAUGUUUACCCCUCCUGAGCUCUGAAGGAGCACACAAAGGUUAAAAAAAACAUUAACUGGCAGAGAGCUGGGUCUGGAAGAAUGUUACCUACACACUCACUGCAGGAAUGAGGGUGUUUGCAGGCAUCAGAGCAAGCACACUGGCAGUAGCCCUUGUCUUUCCAGGGUGUAUGGUGGAGAUCACACACGGCAAGGCCCUGGGGCACCCUGCUCAUGCACCACACAGCCCCAGGAAAUGUCACCCACCCUUCUUGUGACCCGUACUGGGGUUCUGUGCAGCUUCCUUGUGAGCUGACUCCCAGACACUGACUGCUCUGAUGUGUAACCCAAGUCAACAGGUGAUUGGAGACUAAAAAUCAUACACUAACAUUACCAGAGCAGUCCAGCCUAGUUCACUUCCCCUGAACGCCUUAUCAGAACAGCAGGUGAAUAAGCCUGAUCCCAGGUCAUGGACUAAAUAAAGCCAAGCUUUUGGGGCCCACGGUGCUGAGGAGGGAUGAAGGGACUAUUCAAGGGAGAGGCCAGGCAGGGGAGGGGCUGUGUGCCAGCAGAGUGUGAGGUGCAGGCCACCUGUUACCACGGUGCAGCCCAGCCUCCUGGGAGGUAGGAUGGGGGCUGAGAGGAGUGGGUGGGAAGGAAGAAAGAGUGCUAGGUGGGACGGGCCUGAGCUGCUUUUUAUCUUGGAGCCUGUUUCCUUAGCUGUAUGAAAAGGAUAACAAAACCAACCUGGCCCACCUGAGCAGUGCUUGGAGCACUCAGUAGGAAAAUGAAUGUGAAAAUAUCUAAGAAAUUGGUGCACACUAGGUGACUGGCAACUAUUUGACCUCAGCCGUCCCUUCCCUUAAUGUGGCUCCCACCCAGCACGACCAAGUUUAGGUCCCAGCAGGAGAUGAUGGCUUUCCCAACACAAAUGCAACAUAUUCUGCCUUCCUUGAGGCCUUAAGCAGCCUAAAUCAGAUCCCGAACUUCCUGUGUCCCACAGUGCUUAGCAUAAAGCUGUGCAGCCAGGCAGUAAAGAGAGCUGAACUAAGCUCUCCAGUAGACUGUGAACCAGUGACAGUGAUUUUUUAACUGCUGGAGUGAGCCAGGAUUUUCCCCACUGAGUUUGUAAUGAACAAGGGGACCUAUCUGAGCCUUUGGGGGUCUGGUUUUAGAGAGCAGUAAGAAAACAUGAAACUCCACUAAUCUCAAGGAAGAAGAAAACGGGGGGAUGUCCUUUACCAUGCACCUCAGCCGAGGGGGAGGCCUCCAGCUGCCUCCCAAACAGGUCAGAGCUAGACCCUUCUCUUCCUCUACCCAUGCUGCUCCGGAUGCCGAGAGUGCUGGCCUUCCUUAAUCAUCUGAAAUCCUGUCCUGCCCUCAAGCUCCUCCAGCCCUGCCCCACCCUCCUCUGAGCAGCCAUGGUGCUAGUCCCUAGCUUCCUGCUCCCCCAAAUCCAAACUGAUGAAUACUUGUCAGUCCCCUCCUUGAUCCUUUUUACAUUUAAACAUACUGGUAUAUAUAUUUCACAAAUAAUGCAUCUUCUUUGUAUUAAAGUUAGCCAACAGCAAUUGAAUCACCUGUUAUUCCA
Kogia breviceps (pygmy sperm whale) is the source of this 2429-nucleotide messenger RNA. Lineage: Eukaryota; Metazoa; Chordata; Mammalia; Artiodactyla; Physeteridae. The record is from RefSeq and is a predicted model, not a curated record.